Cuscuta epithymum is the source of this 1688-nucleotide messenger RNA. Lineage: Eukaryota; Viridiplantae; Streptophyta; Magnoliopsida; Solanales; Convolvulaceae. The record is from the annotation of a GenBank genome assembly.
AUUCCUACUCCGACGUCUCCGCCUUUUCUUUCUCACUCCGAUUAUCUCUACACCUGCAUAUCUCUCUCUACCCAGCUGCUAAUCAUGGUGCUCCGAGCUGCUGCUUCUUGUAAGAUCCUCAACUCUAAUGUGGUUGUCGGAGCGCGAUCCAUGUCGUCUUGGUGGCGAAGUGUAGAUCCGGCUCCGAAAGAUCCGAUCCUCGGCGUCACCGAAGCUUACCUCGCGGAUCCUUGCCCCGAAAAAGUCAAUGUCGGAGUUGGAGCUUACCGUGACGAUAAUGGAAAGCCUGUGGUGCUCCAGUGUGUCAGGGAAGCAGAACGGAAAAUUGCUGGAAGUUUUAACAUGGAAUAUCUUCCAAUGGGAGGAAGCAUUAACAUGAUUGAGGAAUCUCUAAAGUUGGCCUAUGGGGAGAGUUCUGACUUGAUAAAAGAGAAACGCAUUGGAGCCAUCCAAUCUCUAUCUGGAACGGGUGCAUGCCGAAUAUUUGCAGACUUCCAGAAACGUUUCUGUCCUGAUUCACAAGUUUUUAUUCCUGUUCCUACAUGGUCAAAUCACCAUAACAUUUGGAGAGAUGCCAACGUCACUCAAAACACAUAUCGUUAUUAUCAUCCAGAAUCAAAAGGGUUGGACUUCACUGGCAUGUUGGAAGAUAUAAAGAAUGCACCAAAAGGAUCAUUUUUUUUACUCCAUGCUUGUGCUCACAAUCCUACCGGAGUUGAUCCGACCGAAGAGCAAUGGAGAGAGAUCUCUCACCAGUUCAAGGCCAAAGGACAUUUUGCCUUCUUUGACAUGGCAUAUCAAGGAUUUGCUAGUGGGAACACUGAGAAGGAUGCCAGGGCUAUCCGUAUAUUUAUAGAGGAUGGUCAUGCAGUUGGAUGUGCCCAGUCAUAUGCCAAAAACAUGGGACUAUAUGGACAGAGAGUGGGGUGUUUGAGUGUGGUUUGUGAUGAUGACAAGCAAGCUGUAGCUGUUAAAAGUCAGUUGCAGCAGCUUGCAAGGCCCAUGUACAGUAAUCCACCAGUCCAUGGUGCUCUCAUAGUUGCCACCAUCCUUGGUGACCCAAUUUUGAAGAAAUUGUGGCUUCAGGAAGUAAAGGGGAUGGCAGAUCGCAUCAUAGGAACAAGAGCCGCACUAAGAGAAAGCCUUGAAAAGUUGGGCUCUCCUUUAUCAUGGGAGCAUAUAACCAAUCAGAUUGGCAUGUUUUGCUAUAGUGGAUUGACACCCGAACAAGUUGACCGCUUGACAAAUGAGUUCCAUAUCUACCUGACCCGAAAUGGCCGUAUUAGUAUGGCAGGAGUGACUUCAGGAAAUGUUGGUUAUUUGGCUAAUGCAAUCCAUGAAGUUACCAAAUCUGGUUAGGACUCACAUUCAACUCUCGUCUUGCCAUGCAACUUCAAUAAACUUCAAUUCAGAGCCUGUGAAAAUGCUGGCCUGGUUUUGAGGAAUUCUUUUGGCGGACAAUUUUUCUUGUCUUUCUGUUCUUGAUGUUGUUGUUGUAACCAUUAAUUAAUCAUUUUUUGAAUAAAAGAAUUUGUUGUAACCUCAAUCAUCAUUGGUCAGUACAACUAAAUUCCGUGGAGUAGCAAAAUUGAGAACACAUGUAAGAAUUUACCAAAGUGUAGACUUGGGCGAAACCUAUUUAUACAAGGUAAAUAAAACAAAGAAAAAAACUAGUUGUACACAAAAAG